AAUGGGUUCAUUAUCCCAAAGGCUCUAAACACAUGACCAAGUCCAAAUACUGCCGUUGGUAUAUUUAAAAAACAUUGAACAAUUCACAUUACAGAGAGCCAAAAUCAUUUCAAUUUAUAGUUAACAUUACAUGGAGAAGAACAGAGAUCAUCAAAGAAGUUCAAAGACCACCACCGGCGACGAAGAAAUGGCGGGAGAAACUCUACUUAAACCGGUGCUUCAAAAACCACCGGGCUAUCGUGAGCUCCACUCGCAACCUCAAACUCCACUCGGAUCAUCAUCAUCAUCAACGCUUCGCCGCCCACCAAAACAUGCGAUCCCGGCGUCAUUUUAUCCGACGAAGAAGAAACAAUGGAGUCGUUGCCGCGUCUUUUGCUGCUGCGUCUGCAUCACCGUCGCUAUUUUCAUCCUCCUCCUUAUCCUCACCGUCUCCGUCUUCUUCCUUUAUUACAGCCCGAGACUCCCCGUCGUACGUCUCUCCUCCUUCCGCGUCAGCAAUUUCAACUUUUCCGGUGGAAAAUCCGGCGACGGUUUAUCGCAGUUGACAGCGGAGGCGACGGCGAGGCUCGAUUUCAGAAACCCUAACGGGAAGUUACGUUACUCUUACGGUAACGUUGACGUGGCGGUGAGUGUAGGAGAAGGUGAUUUUGAAACGAGUCUUGGGUCAACGAAAGUCAAAGGUUUCGUGGAGAAGCCAGGGAAUCGGACGGUUGUGAUUGUUCCGAUAAAAGUGAAGAAACAACAGGUGGAUGAUCCGACGGUUAAGAGGCUUAGAGCGGAGAUGAAGAGUAAGAAGUUGGUGGUGAAAGUGACGGCGAAGACGAAGGUGGGAUUGGGUGUGGGAAGGCGUACGAUUGUUACGGUGGGGGUUACUAUCAGUUGCGGUGGCGUGACAUUACAAACGCUUGAUUCGAAGAUGACUAAAUGCACCAUCAAAAUGCUUAAAUGGUAACGUACCUAUCGAAAUUAAAUUUAUAAUAAUUCGAUUUUAAUCUU
Arabidopsis arenosa is the source of this 996-nucleotide messenger RNA. The record is from the annotation of a GenBank genome assembly. NCBI's taxonomy places the organism in Eukaryota, Viridiplantae, Streptophyta, Magnoliopsida, Brassicales, Brassicaceae.